This is a messenger RNA of Rhincodon typus (whale shark), 2369 nucleotides long. Its product is annotated as tropomyosin alpha-4 chain-like. The transcript is spliced from 5 exons. Gene Ontology annotation, biological process: cardiac muscle contraction; cell adhesion; actin filament organization. Lineage: Eukaryota; Metazoa; Chordata; Chondrichthyes; Orectolobiformes; Rhincodontidae. The coding region runs from base 1 to 318 and encodes 105 amino acids. Gene Ontology annotation, cellular component: actin filament. The record is from RefSeq and is a predicted model, not a curated record. Gene Ontology annotation, molecular function: actin filament binding.
AUGAAGGGAAGACAGAUGAAGGAGUGCAAGUGCGCAGAGCUGGAAGAGGAACUUAAAAAUGUGACAAACAAUCUCAAGUCACUGGAAGCCCAGGCUGAGAAGUACUCCCAAAAGGAAGACAAAUAUGAAGAGGAGAUCAAACUGCUGACUGACAAACUAAAGGAGGCUGAGACCCGUGCCGAGUUUGCAGAGCGCACCGUAGCAAAGCUGGAGAAGACCAUCGACGAUUUAGAAGAUAAACUGUGCCAAACCAAAGAGGAGAACAGCAAUAUGCACCGGAUGUUGGACCAGACUCUGCAGGAGCUCGACCAUUUAUGAAGCGUUGCUGUUUGCUUGGUCGUUGCCUGGCUUGCCUUGACUCCCCUCCCUGUGCCCGCCGUUGCCCCAUACCUCAAAUACCAACCCUGUGCCCCCACUCCUACGCUCCCCUUUUCCCCAGUCUCUAACCCCUGUGUCAAAGGUCACCCAUGUUGCCACGUGAAGCAUUUGGCAGGGCGGGUGGUCACAAUGGAGGACAGAAGAUCACUGGGUGCUGAAUCUAUCUUGAUAAUGCAGUCUUUUACUUUUUUUUAAUUAAUUUUCUUCCUCGUCUCAAAGCUUUUUAUUCUAACGGAGCCAAAGUUUCCCCUAAGCUGUAUGGGUCCUCCCCUCACUCCAUGUUCCCGACCUGAGAAUGGAGAGGGUGGGUGACGGAGGUGGCGCUUUUGGGGAAAUCCCAGGGAUGCGGGUGUAAGGUGGCGAGAUGUAGGAGAGCACUGAGCUGCGAAGAAUUCCAGUCGGUCUAUUUGGCACCAUCACUGACCGGGCCUUCAAGCCCUCCCCCAAAUGAACUGGUUUGGAUCUGAACGUCUGUCUGUCUUCCCCCUUCACACCCACCGCCCCAAGUCUUCCUCAUGCAGUCUCAGUCUGAGACAGAAAUGGCGCGCCACCUUAUGGAACCUGGUUAACAGACUGCUCACAACAGAUCGCCCACCAGCUACCUGCAGCAUCAACCCCCUGACUUACUCCUUGGACAGACACAGCGCCAAGGAGUUGUCUACAUUGGCACCCGGCAGCCAAAGCUUAAACCCUCUCCAGCCCCUCAUGUCUUCCCCCCCACUCCCCCCGAGUGCCAGGCAUGAACGGACUCUCUCCCAGCCUGAUUUCUUGAGCGUUGCCCUAAGUAGAUUCACAAGGCCGUGUUGGGGAGACGGACCACCCAUAACCCAGGCCACCAGCAACCUUUCUCAACCUGCUGCCGAAGCCAGUCUCUGUCGUGCUGCGCGAGAGUCCAGUGCCAUUUCAACCGGCCAGUAUGGAGAUCGUUAGUGUUCCCUCAGCACUGCCCCAAUCCCAGUUUGAGCUGCCGUUGCCUCCCCACUUAAAUCUAACGGGCUGGUUUGUCCGAAUUGGCCUGGAAAGAUCGACAGACAGAAGCAGUUCACUCAGUGGCGCUGCCCCCUCACCCCCUGUGGACAGAUGUGUUUUUCAACUGUCGUACUGGCACCCCUCUCUUUCUCUCUGCCAUUCUGCUGGAGGCUCAGGAUGUGCAUGCACUGCUCAGCCUGGCCCAGGACCUAUCCCGCGCUUCAGGCUGAACUGGUGGUUGCUGUUGGUCCUUGUCACCCAGCUGAGUUUGCGGUGAGGGCAAAAUUAAGGGAAGGAUGGGGGCUCCCAUUCCUAACUGCUGUGCAUCCACCCCCUGCUGAAGUGAGGACCCCCUGCUGAAGGGAUCAAUAUCACCCAAAUAGCAACCAAGGCAGCAGCGACGUAUCCCAGCUAGACUUUGGCGGAGGGUUGAGGCAGGGAGAGAAACCCUCUGUGGCUGUGAGGCAGAGAUGGAUUAUAGAUCAAGUAUCCAGCUCCUCACAACAUGAACCAAGUCACACAGGAAGAGAAGUGUUGUGUCAAGUCUGUACUCAGCUGCCCUUAGAAACGAAUGCAAGCCAACAUUGUCCGUCGUCUCCCUCUCCCACUCAAUGCUUUGCCCUUAUCCUUUCUGGCCUUUCCCCACUGCCAAAGCUCUCGACAUUCAAAAUGUAUAAGCCAAGCACCUGGUCAGGUCCUGACAGAACUUUUUUUUUAAGAAGCAGCUACGAUAUUUUUAUACUCAGGUCUUAGAUAUAAAGGAGAAGGUAUUUAUUUGAAAUUGUGUGUAAAAAAUGAAUUCAAUUAGACCCAGCUCCUCUGCAAGAGAAACAUCAGGAUUUGAAAUGUGCAUAAUUUGAUCAUGGGCCAAGCAACUGGAUCUGUCCUCAGGAGAAUAAAAAUUGAUGUAAUGAUUUGUUUUUGUUAAAAAAAAAAUAUUUUACAGGAAAGGACCAAUCUCUGGUAGUUGUUGCAAUGUGUUCUGACAAGCUUUGAGUUUAAUAAAGCAUAUCUGCUCUAGA